Aplysia californica (California sea hare) is the source of this 2455-nucleotide messenger RNA. RefSeq lists its product as uncharacterized. NCBI's taxonomy places the organism in Eukaryota, Metazoa, Mollusca, Gastropoda, Aplysiida, Aplysiidae. Bases 784 to 1770 code for a protein of 328 amino acids. The record is from RefSeq and is a predicted model, not a curated record. The transcript has 3 exons.
GUGGUGUGUAGUCGCCGAGAUGUGUUGGAAUCAGUUGAGGGCUACACAUCAUUGUUUUAGCUAGCUAGACGGUGCUGUUUAUUUGAACUUUUUUGGGUCUACAAGCUACAAGUUUUAUUGCACAGGUUUUCUAGUUCUACUACAAUACAAUGUCGGUGUGGAAUAGUAAAGAAACUGUACUACAGUUUAUAGAACUCUAUCGAACUUUGCCUGCAUUAUGGAAAUUAAAAUCGAAAGAAUACAGUAACAGGUUAACGAGAGAGAUGGCAUACUCAAAAAUGAUCGAUUUUUGCCUCAAAUUCGACCCGUCGGCGAACAAGCAGUUUGUUGUGAACAAAAUAAAUAACCUUAGAAGUGCAUUCAGAAAAGAACUGAAAAAGGUGGAAGCCUCAAAAUUAUCUGGCUCAGGGGCAGAUGAGAUCUAUGAAUCAAGGUUGUGGUACUUCCCCUAUCUGAUGUUCAUUCAAGACCAAGAGGUCCCAAAGACAGGGAUUUCCAGCUUGGACACCGAGAAUUCUCGCCCACCAAGCUCAUCUCUGGGUUCUUCACAUUGUCUAACCGUGGAGAGUGAGAUUUAGCAGCCCAGUCACGGAAACUACAACAGGUUUCUCGUUCUUUAACUACUCUAUUUACUUGUGUUUUGCUAAACGAGUCCAUGAUGCCCAGCCCAAACUUGUGUUCUGGGACACCGUGUAUGACGGAGCAGCCCAUUCGUUGAGGUCCAAUCAGCUUCAAUCAGCGCUACAUCACCUGAGGACUGUGAGGAAAUAUUAUGCCUACCCGAUGGAAGCAGACAAAGCACCCCGGCCCUGUGACCCCGAAAAGACCCUAGGAAGAUCUUUCAGAUUCCCAAUACUAAUGAGUGUAGAUAGCAAAAACCAUAUUCACUUCAGGAGGAACGUAGCUAAAAAUAGGAAGACAUGGGCUCUCAUGGAAUGCGGAGAUGGGCCUGGAGAGCGAUGCCGGCAUGUCAUCUGCAAAGGAGGCGGACAUGUGUUAAAUGGACGGUGCAUUUUUGAGAGACAUUUCUUUUUUGGUGUAAACACACCAUUCCAUAUGCCAGCUAACAAACGUAGAGUCUAUAAUCAAGCCAGGGAGAACAUGGAAACGCCUUUCAAUACCCGAUUUAUUGAGUUCAUGAAGUGUGCGUUGCCUUACAAGUGGCAACCAGCUGAGAUCCAUGAGUUCAAACGUUAUGAGGAAGGCGAAGAAACGUUUCCAAAGACGGAAUUGGUAAAGGCAAGGGAAAUAAAGAACUUUGAACGAUUUAUUGUUAAAGGCGUGUUCCCCCAAACGGUCAGCGGAUACACACAUUUAUUCCAAGAAGCUGUAGCUUUCUACUUGGAGUACUUUGACUACGCAUCGGGUUAUCCAGAAUUACGAUAUAAUUCUUAUUCUUCAAAUGUGAAGACUCCACCACCUGAACUGGAAAGCAAUUUUAUGGACACCAAUUGUUCAAACUCGUAUAAUAAAAAUUUCAGCUGCUCGAAUGGUGAAUUGCCGGAAACAACGGGAUUCGUACAAGAAGGGAGGAAUUGCUCAAGUACAAUUAAUUUGUUGCAAUGGAGCAAAACUCCAUCAUCCUGCAUCUUGUAUAACACUGGAUUAAUAGCGAUUAGUUAUGCUCAACAAAUAGAAUUGAGGUCCGUACACAGUUCGGCAACAGAUUUUACCUUUUGCGUCUCCGGUGAGACUUCCAUAGCUUCUCACGAGAUCUUUUAUUUUGUUUUCGUGUUUGUGUUACUUGCCGUCAAAACAUGUCAACGGUAACUUUGAGAGUUCCUCAAAAGUGUCGGUUCACAAACAGUUUGCUUGGAACAAGGGCACACAGUUUCUAUAAUCAAUUCGUGUGAGAUUCAUUUUUUUAAUAAUGUGAAUACAGCUGCUUUACUGCCCUAAACCUAGAGUCGCAAGAAAAGACUGAACAUUACGUGCACACCUUGUGCCUCCGGGUGCAGAGUAAACAAGGUCGGCACCAUGCUUUGGACGGACGUCUCAGGUAUGAUGGCUGAGCACGUCACACACAGAAAACAUGAGUUCGAUUCUUAUGUUGGGAGAAUUUUUAUCGAGUAUCUCGGUCUUUCUGCGAGGACGAUUAAAAAAAAAAUUCCUCUAAGCCCUCGUCGACUCUAAACCCGCCUUUUAAUUCAAUGAUCUAAAUGUGUCCGUGAGCGCGUAAAAACACCUACAUGUUCAAUCAAAAGUUUCAAUCUGGUCUAGCAGUACGGCUGACAAGUGGAGUCUUUGGUUGUAACAGCGUGUGACUCAACACUCUCAGAACAUUGGGAUGGCUUUGGUCGGAUUGUCUCUCUAGGCUGCUGAACACCCUCCGGGUUUUCACUGUCAAAAAUAUACAUGUACUUCAUAGUGGACCUUGGUCUAGUUAUUGUAAUAGUUUUACGGCACUUACAACACAAUAAGAUCAUACAGAUGCCGAAGAUUAAAUGUUUUACUU